UUUUCCAAUGGAUGGUUGUACUGCUUUAAAAAAAGACAUGGAAUCAAAUUACGAAAAUUAAAUAAUGGAUCUGCAUUUCCAAUUCUAUCACCAGUAGAAGAUAAUCCAGAAUUUGCGCAGAUUAUUAGCCGUUAUGAACUACAAGAUAUCUACAAUAUGGAUGAAACAGGUUUAUUUUAUCAAAUAACUCCUGAUCAGGCACAUUUUCUUAAGCUUGAUGAUAAAGAACGUAAAGGAAAGACAAAAUUAACCAUCGCUCUAACCGUAAAUGCUGACGGUACCGAUAAAUUACUUCCUCUUGUUAUUGGAUGUUCCCAGAAGCCUCGUUGCUUCCGAAAGAAAUCAGCUGAGCAAUUCGGCUUCAAGUAUAGAUCUAAUGCUAAAGCAUGGAUGACUACAUCGAUAUUUACUGAAUGGCUAAUGGAAAUAAAUGAUCAUUUUAAACGUCAAAAUAGACAUGCAUUACUGAUAGUAGAUAACUCUCCAUCACAUAAAUAUGAUGAAACGCUAUUAAGCCAUGUCAAGAUUUUGAUCCUUUCUUCUAAUACACCAGCUAAAUAUCAGCCAAUGGAGUGUGGUAUUAUGACUAAUUUUAGAAAGCAUUACCGCUGCUUACAGGUAACAAAUGCUCUAGAAAGAGAUAAAGAUGGCGACGUAGAUAUCUAUAAAGUCGAUCAAUUAUCGGCCAUGAAAUGGAUUAAGGAUGCAUGGGAUGAGGUUAAUCCUGAAGUAAUUGCUGAGAGUUUUCGUAAUUCUAAUAUA
Trichoplax adhaerens is the source of this 762-nucleotide messenger RNA. RefSeq lists its product as uncharacterized. The annotation marks the transcript as partial. Gene Ontology annotation, molecular function: DNA binding. The record is from RefSeq and is a predicted model, not a curated record. The transcript has a single exon. Gene Ontology annotation, cellular component: nucleus. Lineage: Eukaryota; Metazoa; Placozoa; Uniplacotomia; Trichoplacea; Trichoplacidae.